AUGCUCGUCUUCACUAUCUCUGUCAUCCGGGCCGCCCCUACCGCAGUUCACAACUCGUCAGGCCUUGUUUUGGGUGACUGCGACACCAACGUACCUUUGUGCUACACACGGCUCUUCGAGAACUACGACAGAGACCGCGGAAAUAACACAAUCUGGCUCUCUGUUGGCGACAGCGACGACGCACCGAAGGCCCAUCUACAUCACUUUACCUGGCAGACCGGCGAACAGGGCCGCGGCCAGCGACUUGUGUACGCGACCUGGGACAACAAGGGCAAGGGGUGCCUCCUGGCGGCAACGGUGCUCCACAAGGACCUCCCGGCGCACUCGCGCGUCGUACUGACUCUCGGUUCGCUCAACUUCAACCAGCGGCUGCAGCUCGAGACGAUCAUGCAGGACACACCUGUGCCGCGCGCGACGGAGGGCUUGCGCACGGCGCUCCGCAAAGAAUGGUGCAUACAGAUCCUGGAGAAGGGCAUCGCGCAGAAGCUCUUCACGGGGGUCGAGUUGCAAGCGGCCGUCCAGGCUCUUGAUACGGAGAAAAUUCUGUGAAUACGC
This is a messenger RNA of Phanerochaete carnosa HHB-10118-sp, 555 nucleotides long. RefSeq lists its product as uncharacterized. Lineage: Eukaryota; Fungi; Basidiomycota; Agaricomycetes; Polyporales; Phanerochaetaceae. The transcript has a single exon. The record is from RefSeq and is a predicted model, not a curated record. Bases 1 to 549 code for a protein of 182 amino acids.